Messenger RNA from Hevea brasiliensis (rubber tree), 5195 nucleotides. RefSeq lists its product as uncharacterized. The transcript has 5 exons. NCBI's taxonomy places the organism in Eukaryota, Viridiplantae, Streptophyta, Magnoliopsida, Malpighiales, Euphorbiaceae. Bases 302 to 4795 code for a protein of 1497 amino acids. The record is from RefSeq and is a predicted model, not a curated record.
AAGUAUCGAUGGUAGCUAAAUAAGUAAUAAUAGAAGAGAAGGAUUAAAUGUGCCACUGCUUUUAGGUGAUGUAUCAGUUUGGUUGACAUGUGACCCAAAUUGAGGCUUGUGCUUUAAGCAAUGUAAGUGAAGUUAGCCACUUUAUUUGAGUAAUACCACUCUGGAAGUCUCACAGAGCCAUUUUCUUUGAGUAAUACUACUCUGGAAGUCUCACAGAGAUCAAGCUGUACUCAUAUUGCUAUAGCUAAAGGCAUGUGAAAAUAAUCAUCAUCAUCGUCAACAUGGAUUUGGCAAAUUGAACAUGGGAGAGAUGGGCAACAACAACACAUCUGGAUUGCGAGAAGAGGAUAACACAACCCCUGGAGCUCAGGGGAAAUCUUUGGAAGAACCUUUUCAUAAUGGUGAAGUAAAAGGAGAAAAUUAUGCGGUUCCGACAACUGGAAGUAAAGAUUAUAAUCGGAAAGAGACAGGGUUAGCCUCUGAUGAUCCAACGGAAGCAGGAGAACCUCCUGUUGAUAACCAGAUAUCCGAUGGAACAGAAGCUGAAAAGAAAUCAAAUGAAGAAGGUGGCAACGAUAGAGAUAUUCAACGUGCAGUCUCUUUGCCGAUGGAAUUGGAAGAUCACAAGAACCCAACAUUGUCGGAGAAUGUUUUGGAAAUAAGCAAUAAUCAGAUUGAGAAGCAGAGUUCCUUCAAGAAAGAGACAGAGAAUAUUCCAAAACCAAUUUCUGUUGCAAUAUCCUCAGCAGGUGAUAUGGAAUCUGAAGAUUCUGCGGAACCAAAUUCUGAUCAACAUGAAUAUACAAAAGUUGAUGCUCAUCAACAAGAAGAUAGAAAUGAUUCACUGAGAGGAAUUGCUGAUGUCCUAGGAUCAAGUACUGCAUACAAUAGCAAAGAGACUGGUCACCAGUUAGAUACACACAUAUCUGACAACCUGGAAGGAACUAUUGUUUCUGGUACUAAUGUAGAUGUGGAGAGAAAAAGGAAUGAGUUGCUAGUGAAAGAAAUGGCAUCUCAGGAAAAUGAGAAGCCCGGCAAAUAUGAAUUUGAAGAUGUUGGAAAUGAGGAUGGGAAUAUUUUUGGCAAAACUAUAAUGGUUUCGUCAGAUCUUCUAUGUGACGUUGGAGAGAAAUAUGAUGGCGAAUUAGCCAGUAAGAAGAAUUGUAAUGGUAUUCUUUCCUUGGAGUCAAAACUAGAAGCCAAUUUGGUGGCUGAUUCACUAAACUCCCAUUUAGAAGUCUCCCCACCUGAAGACAAAUGUAUGGUUUUCUCUCACGAGACUAAAUUAAUAGGAAAAGAAUUGACAAGUGAAGAAAACAAGGCAAAUGCAUCGCAAACUGAUUCUUUGACAGGGCUUAACUGCAAGAACAUUGAGAUAGGUGGUUCUCUUAUUACUGCUCAUUAUGCUGCUGGCAAUGGAAACUGCGAAACUGAAGAAGUGAAGGUUGUUGAGGAAUCUGACAACCAGAAUGAGGCUUCUGAAGAAAAUUGCAAGGGUUCUGAAGGAAAGAUAGCACAUGAGCUUGGCAUAUUUGCAGCCCAGUCAUCCAUUGCAAAUACCAAAAGCAAUGAAGAGGAAUCAGGAGAUUGCCUACCUGAGGCAUAUACUACUCAUGAUGCUGCUAACAAUGGGAACUGCCAAGUUGAGGAGGCAAAGGUUCUUGUUGAAUCUGACAACCAGAAUGAGUGUUCUGAAGAAAAUUGUAAUGGAUCUGAAGGAAAGCAAGUGAUGGUUCAUGAACUUGGAAUAACUGCAGCCAAGUUAUCCAUUGCAAAUGGCAAAAACAAUGAAGAGGAGUCAGAAGAUUUUAGGCGUGAGGCAUUAACUGCUAAUGAUGAUGCUAUCAAUGGGAACUGCCAAGUUGAGGAGGUGAAGGUUGUUGAGGAUUCUGACGAACAAAAGGAGGCUCCUGAAGAAAAUUUUGAGGAAUUUGAAGGAAAGAUUGGGAUGAUUCAUGAACUUGGAAUAAUUGCGGGCAAGUCAUCCCUUGCAAAUGGAAAAAUAAAUGAAGAGGAAUCAGGAGUUAACAAAACUGAUGAGGCAUAUGAAGAAAAGAUAAUGUUUCCUGAAUUGGCAACAGUUGCAGCAGAAUUGCCAGUCACAAAAAAUGAAGAGGAAGCAGUAGAUUGCAAAGCCGAGGAAGACGAACCUGCAGAGAAGCAAAUUGUGGAGACAAAGGAGAAAACAGAAGCUCCAUGUGCACCAGCAGAAGAGCAUAUGUCGUGUACUCCAGCAUCUCUAUUCCAAUCUGAGCAUCAACAACAGGAAACUGUUAAGAAAUCUGAGGAUGUCCAAGAUAGCACUGAGUCAACAUUGGAACCGAAACCUGAGAGCAGCAGUGAGUUCAUUUCUACAGCAUCUUCCAACUUCCAUUCCUUGGUCUCUGCCGUUGAGAAACCUGUGGAAGAAGUUUUGCCCCAUGCCACAGCAGGCCCUGAGAUGGUUACAGAAACUAUAUCUUCAGCUUCAGCAAAUCAUUCCAGUGAGCAACAUGAAAAAAAUGAAACAUAUGCCUUUGCAAGGGAUGGUAUUGAGGCACAAGAAAACGCAGAGAGGGUGAACACUGAACCAAUUCCUGAAAACUUGAUUCAAGCAGAGGUGGAAAAAUCUCCAAGUUCAACUGUAGAAAGCACAGCCUCUGUUGUGCAGUUAGGAAUGGAGAAACCACAACAAGAAUCUCCACAUUACAACACAACAGUUCUGGAGGGAGUCGCGCAGGCCUCACAAGCCGAAUCAUCAGCUUCAGCAAGUCAGUCAAGUGAACAAUGUGGAAAGGUGGAAACAUCAGUCCUCGCAAGGGGCGGUUAUGAGCCUCAGGAAAGUGCAGGAAUGUUCAGCACGCAAUCAAUUCCUGAUAACUUGAACAUUCAUGAUGCUGCUGGCAAUGGAAACUGCGAAACUGAAGAAGUGAAGGUUGUUGAGGAAUCUGACAACCAGAAUGAGGCUUCUGAAGAAAAUUGCAAGGGUUCUGAAGGAAAGAUAGCACAUGAGCUUGGCAUAUUUGCAGCCAUCUCAUCCAUUGCAAAUACCAAAAGCAAUGAAGAGGAAUCAGGAGAUUGCCUACCUGAUGCUGCUAACAAUGGGAACUGCCAAGUUGAGGAGGCAAAGGUUCUUGUUGAAUCUGACAACCAGAAUGAGUGUUCUGAAGAACAUUGUAAUGGAUCUGAAGGAAAGCAAGUGAUCGUUCAUGAACUUGGAAUAACUGCAGCCAAGUUAUCCAUUGCAAAUGGCAAAAACAAUGAAGAGGAGUCAGAAGAUUUUAGGCCUGAGGCAUUAACUGCUAAUGAUGAUGCUAUCAAUGGGAACUGCCAAGUUGAGGAGGUGAAGGUUGUUGAGGAUUCUGACGAACAGAAGGAGGCUCCUGAAGAAAAUUGUGAGGAAUUUGAAGGAAAGAUUGGGAUGAUUCAUGAACUUGGAAUAAUUGCGGGCAAGUCAUCCCUUGCAAAUAGAAAAAUAAAUGAAGAGGAAUCAGGAGUUAACAAAACUGAUGAGGCAUAUGAAGAAAAGAUAAUGUUUCCUGAAUUGGCAACAGUUGCAGCAGAGUUGCCAGUCACAAAAAAUGAAGAGGAAGCAGUAGAUUGCAAAGCCGAGGAAGACGACCCUGCAAAGAAGCAAAUUGUGGAGACAAAGGAGAAAACAGAAGCUCCAUGUGCACCAGCAGAAGAGCAUAUGUCGUGUACUCCAGCAUCUCUAUUCCAAUCUGAGCAUCAACAACAGGAAACUGUUAAGAAACCUGAGGAUGUCCAAGAUAGCACUGAGUCAACAUUGGAACCGAAACCUGAGAGCAGCAGUGAGUUCAUUGCUACAGCAUCUUCCAACUUCCAUUCCUUGGUCUCUGCAGUUGAGAAACCUGUGGAAGAAGUUUUGCCCCAUGUCACAGCAGGCCCUGAGAUGGUUACAGAAACUAUAUCUUCAGCUUCAGCAAAUCAUUCCAGUGAGCAACAUGAAAAAAAUGAUACAUAUGCCUUUGCAAGGGAUGGUAUUGAGGCACAAGAAAACGCAGAGAGGGUGAACACUGAACCAAUUCCUGAAAACUUGAUUCAAGCAGAGGUGGAAAAAUCUCCAAGUUCAACUGUAGAAAGCACAGCCUCUGUUGUGCAGUUAGGAAUGGAGAAACCACAACAAGUAUCUCCACAUUACAACACAACAGUUCUGGAGGGAGUGGCACAGGCCGCACAAGCCGAAUCAUCAGCUUCAGCAAGUCAGUCAAGUGAACAAUGUGCAAAGGUGGAAACAUCACUCCUCGCAAUGGGCGGUUAUGAGCCUCAGGAAACUGCAGGAAUGUUCAGCACUCAAUCAAUUCCUGAUAACUUGAACAUUCAUGCAGAGAUGCGGAAAUCUCCAAGCUUCAAUCUUGAUCUCCGAAGAGAAGCAAGGAGUGAAGAAUCUGAUCAGACUCCACUGCUUUAUCAGGAUAAGAAUGCGGUUGAAGACUUAUCAAGGCAGGCAGAUGUAAGCCUUCGGAACUCACUUCCACAAGCUCAAUAUGGUCAAGAAUCAUUCAAGUAUGACGCAAUGCCAAUGGAAGAGAAAGUGAUUACUCUGGAAAGAAGUGAUUCUGAGAAGUCAAGAAAACCAUUCCUAGGCUUCCUGAAAGAAGAUGAGGAGGCUCAUGUUGUAGUUAUACCAAAGAAAAAAGAGGACCACGGUGCUGCAAAAAAGACAACCAAGGAUUCUUGGAACUCGUCUUCUGCUAAAGAAAUCUCGUCAACGCCUCCAAAAAAUAAAGAGAAGCACAAGCGCAGGUCAUCCCUCUUCACAAACUGCAUGUGUUGCACAACUGUGAUUAAUUAAACAGCUUAAGAUCUAAGUUACCAGUUUUACAGUUUGGCAUUUUGAAUUUGUUUCGGUUGGCUUCCCUUUCCAAUUCCAAGUAGACUGUUGAUUGGUUUAGCAUAUUUGAGAGAAACCAAGAAAGAGCGAGUAUAACUUCUGUAACUGUCAUUAAUUGCUUUAUGUUAUUUCCUGUCUAUACUUGUUCUAAACUUCUACAGCCCUGCAUUGUAUUUUGAUGCAAUUUCUUAUUAGUUGAAUCUCUUGAUGUAUAAUUUAUUUUGUUGUUUGCUGGAGACAUAUUGGAAGUUCUGCAGAAUAUAUUGUAAAAAAUGGGCAGCUUUUGCUGCCUUUGAUUGUAUCAUUUGUUUAUUCCAUUGAAAAUACAAUGUCACUUGAGAAUUGAGAUUUAUUUUAAAAA